Didymodactylos carnosus is the source of this 1773-nucleotide messenger RNA. NCBI's taxonomy places the organism in Eukaryota, Metazoa, Rotifera, Eurotatoria, Philodinida, Philodinidae. The record is from the annotation of a GenBank genome assembly.
AUGAAUAUCAGUAACGUGGCCCACUCGUUAUUAUCAGAAGAACUAGAUUUAAAUAAUAUUAAUAAUAAUAAUAACACUAGCAACGGUUUUUCUGAUCUAUCGUAUGAUGAUGAGGUAACAAAUACAGUUAAAAAUUAUAAAGUGUAUGAUACAACGUUGUUCGAUGUUCUCAAAGUUGAUCCUGAAGAUUUUGCGUCUCAAAUCACGCUCUUGGAUCUUCCCGUAUUCAAAGCAAUCACGCCAGAUGAAAUGACUAGUUGUGGUUGGAAUUCAAAAGCAAAACUUGAAAAAGCAUAUCAUAUUGUACAAUUCACUAGACGAUUUAAUCAAGUCAAUUUUUGGGUACAAGGAGAACUACUACGGGCUGAUAUUUUAAAAAAUCGUACAGAGAUUUUAUCACAUUUCAUCAGAAUAGCCAAAAAAUUAUUUCACCAAAAUAAUAAUAUCAAUGGAUGUAUGGCUGUUGUUAUGGCGCUACAAAGUGCUCCAAUUUAUAGAUUACAAAAAACGUGGGCCGGUUUAAGUAAACGAGAUCGAACAACAUUUUCAUAUCUUAAAGAAUUUGUAUCAUCAAAUGAAAAUUGGAAAAAACUUCGGCAUCAUUUAUCAAACACAAAACUCCCAUGUAUACCGUAUUUAGGCAUAUUUUUAACUGAUAUAAUACGAAUUGAUACAUUACAUCCACAUAGUGGUGGUUUAGAGACUAGUCAAAGAAAAAAUGCUAUGAAUAACAUAUGUCGAAUGAUAUCAGAAUUUCAGCAAUCUAAUUAUGAUUUUCUAAAACCAUUGGAUUAUGUACAAAAUUAUUUACUAUCUGUAAGAUAUAUGGAAGAAUUACAAACAUUUAUAGAAGAUUCUAACUUUAAACAGUCGAUAGUACUUGAACCAGAAUUUAUUGACAUUAAUGAUCAUUACACAACAGAAAAAUCGUUAAAGAAUCUUGAAAAAUCAGCAUCACUUAAAGUAUCUAUCGAAAAUAAUAGUAAUCAAAAUACAUGUCAUCGUCGAACAUUGAGCGAUUACAAAGAUACAAUGCAUCUAACAUUAUCAUCAAAAUCUGCCACAUUACCAUGUAGGAUGCAUGAAAAAAAAAGUCUUCUUGAUGAUAGUGUUUUAUCUGAUUGUGUUACAGAAGAAACUCGUUCAAGUAGUGAUUCAAAUGACUCAUGUGAACAAGCUAUUAAAAAAGCAAAGGCUGCUAUUAAACUGUCAAAACAACAUCAUCAUCAUACAACUGCUUUGUCUAUCUCACUGUCAUCAUUAUCAAUGAAAGAACCAUUAAAUCCACUGAAUGAUAUUCUAAUACAAAAUAAUUUUAAUUUUGAAGGAUGUUUACAACGAAAAUGUUUAUUAAAAAAUUAUAAAAAACCAACAUUAACAACAUGGCAUAAAUAUUGGGUAGCCAUUUGUGAACAUUUACUAUUUUUCUAUAAACCAAAACGUUUUACAUUACAUACAAGAAUAAAAAAUCAUCGUUUAAAUAAAAAUAGUAAUAAUAAUGAAAUUGAAACAAUGACAACAAAUUUAACAGACAGUGAUCGAAAACUUUUUAGACAAAAUCCCCAUAAAUGUCAAUCGAUAUCCGAUUGGUUAAUUGUACUUAUUCAAGCAAAAAAUAGAAAUGAAAUUCAAUUAAGCGAUUUAAAUAAAGGUACAAUGUAUAAAUUUCGCGUAGAAAAUUCAUCUGUUGCUAACAUAUGGUAUCAUCGUUUGAAAGAAUCAGCAUCACAUAAACAAAGAACAAAACCUGAAAAUUUAAUCGCACUUGAUUAA